Molecule: messenger RNA, 754 nt
Organism: Aspergillus uvarum CBS 121591
Lineage: Eukaryota; Fungi; Ascomycota; Eurotiomycetes; Eurotiales; Aspergillaceae
Product: snoRNA-binding rRNA-processing protein IMP3
Exons: 2
Coding region: 41-604 (187 amino acids)
Biological process (GO): rRNA processing
Cellular component (GO): Mpp10 complex; small-subunit processome; small ribosomal subunit
Molecular function (GO): structural constituent of ribosome; snoRNA binding; rRNA binding
Source: RefSeq, a predicted model, not a curated record
CCCCCCCCCCUCGAAAUUCCUUUGAAAGGACUCCGCCAAAAUGGUCCGCGCGCUCAAGCACCACGAGAAAAAACUCCUCCGCAAGGUCGACUUCCACACCUACAAGUCGGACAAUAACCACCGCGAGUCGACGAUCCGCACGCGCUACCACCUGCAGGACCCGCUCGACUACCGCAAGUACAACACCCUGUGCGGCUCGCUGCGGCAGUUGGCGCACAAGCUGAGCGAGCUGGACCCCGCCGACCCCGUGCGCCGCAAGCUCGAGGCCGACAUGCUGGACAAGCUGUGGCGCAUGGGGAUCCUGAAGCAGAGCCGUGAGCAGGGCGCCGGCCUGUCGCGGGUCGAGCGCGAGGUCACCGUCUCGGCGUUCUGUCGGCGCCGGUUGGGCGUGUUUAUGGCGCGCAGUGGGAUGGUGGAGAAUGUUGUUGCUGCCAACACAUUCAUCGAACAGGGCCACGUCCGCGUCGGCACGGAGGUCGUCACCGACCCCGCGUACCUGAUCACCCGCAACAUGGAGGACUUUGUGACCUGGGUGGAUAGCAGCAAGAUCAAGAGGACGAUCAUGACCUACAAGAACAAGAUGGAUGAUUUCGAUUUGUUGUGAAUGAUACCCUGCAAGCAAGAAUGGUGUUCUGGCGUUACUUUACUUUCUGUUUCAGUAUAAAAAAGUCUUGGGUGUGGGAUUUAAUAUGAUUGAUUCGGUCAGUCUAGCUGUAUAAAAUAUAAUCCUAAGACAGUUUUCAUGUAAAACCAA